Molecule: messenger RNA, 639 nt
Organism: Zea mays
Lineage: Eukaryota; Viridiplantae; Streptophyta; Magnoliopsida; Poales; Poaceae
Product: 40S ribosomal protein S14-like
Exons: 3
Coding region: 216-446 (76 amino acids)
Biological process (GO): translation
Cellular component (GO): ribosome
Molecular function (GO): structural constituent of ribosome
Source: RefSeq, a predicted model, not a curated record
UAUAGGUGUGACUGUGAUUAAGGCUUGUAGUUCAUGAGUCUGCAGCUCAUGGAGAGGUGGAUGGCAUGCAUGAUUGCGUCUGAAGGAUUUGUAUAGCCCUGUUGGUGCACAAGUACGGCGUCUACCGGACUCUUUUAAGUUGCAAGUUUUUUUCCUAGGCACCCAGGACUUUCUUUUUAUGAGAAUUCGACAAUUUUUUGCACUGUCUAGGUGGCAUGAAGGUUAAAGCUGAUCGUGAUGAGUCAUCGCCUUAUGCUGCUAUGCUUGCCUCACAAGAUGUCGCGCAAAGAUGCAAGGAGCUUGGAAUUACUGCAUUGCACAUUAAGCUCUGUGCUACUGGUGGAAACAAGACCAAAACCCCUGGCCCUGGUGCUCAGUCUGCUCUUAGAGCUCUUGCUCGAUCUGGCAUGAAGAUAGGCCGUAUUGGUAAGCAUGCUGACAUGUGAAUUUUCCCUUUUGCAUCUCUCAUUUAUCUGUGCUAGAUUUAAAAAGGUCCCAUAUGUAUUCUGCUGUAUAUUAUGCAGAAAUUUGUUAGUUAGAUGGUGUUUUCUAUUUGAGCAGUAAAUGGUGUUUGUUCUUGUAUUUAAUGGCAGAUCCAAAAAAGAAGGAAGAGAAGCAUGUGAGAAAGAGAAUUGUGAA